AUAUAAGCCUUCUUGGCGCCGGCGCCAGCUGAGAAGAAGAAGGAGGAGAGGAGCUUGGAGCCCUGGCAAGCAUCUGGGAUUUUAAGAAUGUCCAGACGCAGCAGCCGCUUGCAAGCUAAACUACAUCAGCCUUGCCAGGAUACUUCUCCACAAGAACUGCAGGUGUCAGCGUCUCUUCAUAAUAGAAAAAGAAAAGCAAUGCAAGACCCCAAAAGAAAGGAAGAAAACAGCACAAGACAUCAGUAUGAAAUUAAGAGUUGUUGGCCAUCCACAAUAUCAGGUGGCAUCUCCCCAUGUAUAAUAAUAGAAACUCCCCACAAAGAAGAAACAACCACUGACUUCUCCAGUUUCAAAAAAUACAGGUUCAGAAACCUCUUCAUAAACCCAUCACCUUUACCAGAACUUAGUUGGGGAAGUUCAAAAGAUGUCUGGUUCAACAUCCUCAAAAAGGAAAGCAAAUAUUCACACUGUAAGCAUUUCACAUCUCUACACUCAAGCCUGCAACCACACAUGAGAUCAAUCCUACUUGACUGGCUACUGGAGGUAUGUGAAGUAUAUAUGCUCCACAGGGAAACUUUCUACUUGGCACAAGACUUUUUUGACAGAUUCAUGUUGACUCAAAAAAACAUAAACAAAACUAUGCUUCAGCUCAUAGGAAUUACAACACUGUUCAUUGCUGCCAAGCUUGAGGAGAUAUAUGCCCCCAAACUACAGGAAUUUGCCUAUGUUACUGAUGGUGCUUGCAGUGAAGAGGAUAUUAUAAGGAUGGAGCUCAUUGUACUGAAGGCUUUAAAGUGGGAGCUGUGCCCAGUAACAAUAGUCUCUUGGCUGAACCUUUAUCUCCAAGUGGAUGCUGUGAAAGAUGUACCAAAAGUCCUGCUACCUCAGUAUUCUCAGGAAAGGUUUAUUGAAAUAGCACAGCUCUUAGAUAUCUGCAUUCUAGAUGUCAAUUCUCUGGAUUUCCAAUAUAGAAUAUUAGUAGCAGCUGCACUCUGCUGUUAUACCUCAGUACUAGUAGUCAAGAAAGUUACAGGCUUGGAUUGGGAAAGUAUUGCAGAAUGUGUAGAGUGGAUGGAACCAUUUGUUCGGGUAGCAAAAAAAUACCCAGUGAAAUUGAAGAACUUUAAGAAGAUUGCAGCAGAAGACAGACAUAAUAUACAAACCCACACAAAUUAUUUAGAUAUGCUGGAUGAAGUUCAUUAUGAAAUAGAACUUACAGUACCAAACCAACUAUCACCCGUAUCUACAGGAGGUAUAAUUACACCCCCAAAGAGCUCUGAAAAGUGAAAUCUGCACAUCCAGAGAUACAUGCUAAGUUCAGAAACUGUUUAAGACUCCUGAAAAAUACGAAAAAUAAUUGGGAAAUGCAAACGUCCUGCACCUUCAGGCUGAACCAGCUCUUCUCCCAAAGAGGAACUGUUGAGCAGUGAGAUUCAUAACUAUGCAUAUUUUAUCCUCUUUAAUUUUCAGUUUGAUGAGGGAUGCUGUUAAGUCUCUUAGCAAUUUAGCUGUGUUAAGGUAAGCCACACCUUUCUAUACCAGCUGCGCAAAGCAUGUGACACUCUUGGAGGACAGAAGACACAUUGGUCUAUUCUGUGCGGGAAAAGCAGAGCUGUGCAAUCCAAAUGAACUACAAUCACUUAAGAGGUCCAGUCUCAAUAUCUUCCACAAGGCCCUGUUGUGAAAAUGUAAGGUUAAUGUCAACCUUCCUGCUUCCAGUACACAUACUAGUGUAGCUAUGGAAUGAAAUGAAAUGGUCACAACUACCUGAGAUGACAAGAUUCUUUACAUGGGCUAUAAUCCUACAGGGCAAGAACUGCUCAUAA
Sceloporus undulatus (fence lizard) is the source of this 1826-nucleotide messenger RNA. It is a transcript of the gene CCNE2, whose product is annotated as cyclin E2. Bases 88 to 1287 code for a protein of 399 amino acids. Gene Ontology annotation, biological process: G1/S transition of mitotic cell cycle; regulation of cyclin-dependent protein serine/threonine kinase activity. Lineage: Eukaryota; Metazoa; Chordata; Lepidosauria; Squamata; Phrynosomatidae. The record is from RefSeq and is a predicted model, not a curated record. The transcript has 12 exons. Gene Ontology annotation, molecular function: cyclin-dependent protein serine/threonine kinase regulator activity. Gene Ontology annotation, cellular component: cyclin E1-CDK2 complex; nucleus; cytoplasm.